UCACACGAAAAACUGUCCAUACCAGUUUGAUCAAUAUUCUUGACGGAAACGGUAGAAGAAAUUUCUCAUUGAACGAGUCUUUAUAUCCGGUUUAUCAACUUCGAUUCAGAUUUGGAUAGCUUCGUUAGAAAGCAUAUGUCGAUUAUAGGAAUAUCUCAAGACGAAUGUAAAUAAUUGGAGAAAUUUGUAGGGAGUGGCAAGAUAUCAUAAUCUUUCACUAUUGUAUUUGCAUUCCGUGUACAUCUUUCGUAAGUGUAGAUUAUUAAAACUUUAUAUCUUUCAUAAUAACAAAAAUAUAUACGAGAGAAAAAAAGAAUCUAACUUUUAGACGAUUUUUUAUAAUUUCGAUUUUUAAAAUCGUAACGGAUCGAACAUCGAUACUCGAACAACGAUCGAACGUUAUUCGAAUCAAGCUUAUAAAAAAAUAUGAUCGAAACGAGUGAAAACGAUCGAACGAUGAGAAGACAAAAGAUGAGAACGGUGUAACAAAAAAAAAAAAGAAGAAGAAAAAGAAAGCAGCAAACGAUAUAACGUCGAAACGAUAUGACGUAAAUUCGAUCAUUUCGUUUUGUAGAAUGUUGAGUAUUCAUCGAAGAAGAUAUGGUAACUUAUAUUAAAAGAGAAUAGACAGUUUUAACACAGUCGUAUUUUUAAGCAAACGUCUUGUUCCCAUGCGCGUGUCGUGCAAUGGAUCUUGGAUUGCACCCGAGUUAAAGUGGUCUUAGGACGAGGACGAGCCGAGGAAGAGAGGACAAGAAAAAUGCGAGUGAACGUUCGCGGUAUAUAUAAAGGAGAAGAAUCGCGCCGUUGGAUGCUGCAACCGUCUGCGCUCGCAAAGAGACAUCGUUGAAAUCGUUGAAUCCGCCGGUGAAAUAUCUAUCUCGAGUCAUCGAAAAAAAACAAACACAACGAAUUUCUUCAUUAGCGUUUAUUUCUCGAAUCCUUUUUCCUCUUUUUCUAUUCUUUUUUUUUUUUUUUUUUUUAAUUCGCCAACUCAACGACCAGAUUUGUCAACGACAAAAGUUCGACGACGAUGUUUCUUAAGGUAAUCAAAUUUCGAAACGGUAUCGAUGAUUCUUUUCUUUCUUUCUUUUUUUUUCUUUUGUUUCUUACGUUCUUUUUCAAAUCGACACUAGUUCCCUCUGUCGAUCUUUUUACCGCGUGCAAUUCAUCGUUUCGAAAUCACCGUGCGAACGUACGCUUCAUUCUAUGGAAAACUAUACUCCUUUUAUGUUGCCUGUUGCAGUUUAAUCAUGCAGACGUUUAUUCAGAGUAUAAUCCAGAAAAUUUCGAAAGUAGACGAAAUUUUUAUCCGUGUUCACCGGUCGGUUCGUUGCCACUCGAUGCUAUUCCACCAGCCAUCGCGUGCGCUUUUAAAUCUACAAGCACUGCGAAAAGAGGUUCAAACGUUCCUUCUUCUCGUGCUCCACCACCAUCACCUACAUAUGUCAAGGUAUCCUCACCGAUAUCUUACAAACCAUUACCAAGGACAUCUUCUUUGGUAUACGUCGCACCACCCAUCGUAAAAUCAGCAUCCGCUGUUGUUGCUACCGAUCGAAAAUCUGUUGAAAAGGACGUCGAUUACAUGUCUUAUCCAAAGUAUUCGUUUAAUUAUGGUGUUAUCGAUGGAUACACCGGUGACUCUAAAUCUGCGUGGGAAGAAAGAGACGGAGAUACUGUGAAGGGAGAAUACUCAGUGGUCGAGGCCGAUGGAACGAUUCGAACCGUUUCGUAUACGGCUGAUGAUCACAAUGGUUUUAACGCUGUUGUCACGAGAAGCGAGCCUCCAAAGAAAGAGAAAUCUUCGGAGAAUGUUAAAGCAUUUAUACCAGCAUCUCUUUUACAUGGAGAUAUUAAAAAAUUGCGACAUUGAUCUUUUAUGGCAUAUAAAAGGAUCGACGAGCGUAACGAUAGUUCCUUGAAAGUAAUAAGAAGAAAAUGAAUUAACGACUAUGAGGCUUUUUCAAAUUUGUACUUAUUAAGGACGCCGAAGCUUAAUGCAGACUGUGCUUUAACGAUUCUAAGGUACAUAGUGUAUGUAUAUGUAUAUAUAUGCAUUAUAUGUGUAUAUGUAUGUGUGUGUAUAUAUAUAUAAUGCAUAUUAUUUUUAUAUAUAUUUAUAAGAGAUACUUAAUCAUCUAUUGUAAAGUUAGUUUAUAUCCAAUAUUUUAUUAUUAUAUAAACGAUAAAUCUGCAUAGAUAGAAAAUCUACUAUACAGAAGGAUCGAGGAUCUUAAUUAAAAAAAAAAAAGCACGAUGUAAGAAAUAAGAAGAAUAUUUAAUAUAAAAAUAAUAAAAUAAAAUAUUCACACAUAAUACUUGCUAACAGUUGGACGAAUUGAGAUGUAUCGUUAAUGUAUAUAGAUUUGUUUACUAUAUUCGAACAGAGGUAAUAUGAGUCACAUUCAGACGAAAUUUAUUAUUAUUUUUUUCUAAGGUACUUUACUUGCGCAUUAACUUCUCUCUUAGUUUUACUACUGCGUUCUUUUUUAUGAAAGAAAUGUCUAUAACCAAUAUAAAUACUUAAAAAUAUGUAACAGUGGCGAUGAUUGCAAUUACAAGAAUGUCGAAGUGACAUAGUUCUCUCAUGAUUUUUUUUUUUUUUCCUUUUAUUUUUAUAUUAAACGCAAGUCGUACGCUAAAAUUAGUUUCUUUCUCACAUCAAAUAUAUAAAU
This is a messenger RNA of Vespula vulgaris, 2675 nucleotides long. Its product is annotated as cuticle protein 19-like. The coding region runs from base 1034 to 1873 and encodes 279 amino acids. The transcript has 6 exons. Lineage: Eukaryota; Metazoa; Arthropoda; Insecta; Hymenoptera; Vespidae. Gene Ontology annotation, cellular component: extracellular matrix. The record is from RefSeq and is a predicted model, not a curated record.